CUUCACUCUGGGUAUAUAGAGCUUGAUCUGAGCAAGUCUCAGCAGAAAGAACACUCCCUUGCCAAACUACAGAGUUACAGAGCUUCCCAUCAGAAAAGAGAAGACAACAGCAAAGACAAUGCUCCCAGCCACUUUCAAACUCUGUGCAGGCAUCUCUUACAGACAUCUUAGGAACAUGACUGGUCUGCAGAAAACAGCAGUAGUUGCCAUUAACCACGAGCUGAAGAGGUUUGCUGCUCCCGGACCCAGUAACUGGAUUAGCCAGGUCCGCAGGAAGAGCUCCUUACUAAGCUCCAGGAGUGAAGAGAAACCCUACAGUGAGGUGGAAAUGUCCUACGUGAAGCAAGGAGAGGAGGCUCUUCAGAAGUCGAUCAGCAUCCUCAGUGAUCAGGACAACUGGAAGACUGAGAUUGUGGCUGCCAAUGGAGACAAGGUGCUGAGCAAGGUGCUCCCGGACAUCGGAAAGGUGUUCAAGCUGGAGGUGGUCUUGGACCAGUACCCUGACCACCUGUAUGGGGAGCUGGUGGACAACAUGGAGCAGAUGGGCGAGUGGAAUCCCAACGUUAAGCAAGUCAAGAUCCUCCAAAGGAUUGGGCAGGACACCAUGGUGACUCACGAGAUGGCAGCCGAGACUGCAGGAAACAUUGUGGGGCCCCGAGACUUUGUGAGCGUGCGCUGUGCCAAGAGGCGUGGCUCCACCUGCUUCCUUGCUGGCAUGUCUACCCGACACCCUGGCAUGCCUGAGCAAAAAGGCUUUGUCAGAGCUGAGAACGGCCCCACCUGUAUUGUUCUUCGGCCCAAUGCUGAGGACCCAACCAAGACAAAGUUCACCUGGCUUCUCAGCAUAGACCUGAAGGGUUGGCUUCCGAAAACCAUCAUUAACCAGGUCCUGUCCCAAACCCAAAUGGACUUCGCCCAGCACCUGCGUGGCCGCAUGGAGACCAUAGCUCUGCCCUGCUGACCCCUCGGACCAGCCCAACACUGCACUCAGUGCAUACUGUACACACACCAGUCUCUAGAGUGUUCACUUGCCAAUGCAGGAGUGGGUGGACUCUUUCGUAACCGGAUUGAAUAGAGCUUAAUUUGUUUUCACCUUUAUUCCAUUUGUUUUACAAAAUUGUAGUUACAACAAAAAUACUGUAGUGCUGGGGAUAUUGAAAUGUUACUAGAGGAUGUACACAGAUUUGUGAUAAAGUAGUCUGACUCAGUUUUAUUUGAUGUGUGUAUUCCAAUUUUUGUUACCACAUGGACCUAACAGUAGGAUGCCGUUAUUCUGGAGUUUGACAAUUGAUAGCCAUUUAAUAGCUUGUUCAAUUACAAUAUAACACUUAUUAGAAAAAUGUUGCUGAAUAGGCCUUCGUAUCUCUUGCUGUGAGUGACGAAACUUGGCUACAAGAAAGAGUGCUAUAAAAUGACUGCCUUUUAAAAAUUCCAUCAGUUUUCCAAACACAUAGACACUAAACACCUUCUCUAGCUACAUGACGCACUGACACAGCAGGAGCUACGACACUGGCUACAAUCCCAGGUUCUGCUCUAGGUAAUGAAGAAGUGCUUUUAUUGUAAGCCAAUUAUUUAUUAACUUGCAAUUAUAUUAAUUCAAUGAUAUGCUGUAUAUGUUGUUAUUUAUUAAAUAUAUUUAAAUGUAUGAAUGGAAAACUUUACUGGGGGGGAGGGAUGUUUUAAAAGAAUUGGAAUUGACCUGAAAUGAAAAUGCUUGAUUGUUUGGAAGGGGGUAGAGCUGUGGAUUUUAAAUUGCAACCAGGACCCUGUCUCCAUCUUCAUGUUAAUUGCAAGCACCACCACUAACCUUAAAGAACAAUGCCCUUUCUAUUUUAUGGUGUUUGUACACGUUCU
Molecule: messenger RNA, 1854 nt
Organism: Polyodon spathula (Mississippi paddlefish)
Lineage: Eukaryota; Metazoa; Chordata; Actinopteri; Acipenseriformes; Polyodontidae
Gene: star
Product: steroidogenic acute regulatory protein
Exons: 7
Coding region: 119-961 (280 amino acids)
Biological process (GO): steroid biosynthetic process; intracellular cholesterol transport; regulation of steroid biosynthetic process
Cellular component (GO): mitochondrion; mitochondrial intermembrane space
Molecular function (GO): cholesterol binding; cholesterol transfer activity
Source: RefSeq, a predicted model, not a curated record